AUGGCAGACAAGACUGGAAAAAAUUCAGACUCUUCUUCUUCUCAGCCUCAGUCUGUAUUACCAUCCACAUCAACUCCUUUCCCACGUCCUUCACUAGCGGAGUAUGAAAAUAACAUCUUACAUUAUAUCAAUUCGAAGGUAGAUUUAGACACAACUAGACGUAAGAAACCAGUGCUUCUCUUGGAAUCAGCUUGUAAGGAAUCUUGUUGCAUCUUCAGAGUCCCUCAAAGCUUCGCAGAAAUGAAUCCUGAAGCCUAUAAGCCCAAAGUUGUUUCCAUCGGUCCUUACCAUUACGGAGGAAAACACCUCGAGAUGAUUCAACAGCACAAACUUCGAUUUCUCCACCUUUUCUUAGACAAGGCAAGAAAGAAUGGAGUGGAUAAAAAUGUCUUGUUUAAGGCUGUAAUUCAUUUGGAAGAAGAGAUAAGGAUAUCGUACUCUGAGCAACUUUGUGAAACAUCAGAGGAGCUAGUGUAUAUGAUGAUUCUAGAUGGGUGCUUCAUUCUCAUGUUGUUACUUAUCGUGUCAAGAAACAUUGAACUGGAUGAGAGUGAUGAUCCAAUCUUCACGAUCCCCUGGAUUCUCCCGUCUAUCGAGAGUGAUCUUCUCCUCUUGGAAAACCAGGUCCCUUUCUUUGUUCUUCAAACUUUAUUUGUAGAAUCCAAGAUUGGUCUCGCUGGUGACCUAAACAGGAUGGCGUUUAGCUUCUUCAACCUCUCAAUGGAUAAACCAGAAAGAUAUUGGGUGAAACACAGAAACUUCAAGGCAACCCAUCUUCUUGACCUCAUGCGUAUGAGCUUCGUACCUAACAUGGGCUCUACCUCUAUGGAUGAAGACGAAGAUUUCCAACUUAUAAAGGGUGAAUCUGGAAAGAAAUCAUCCUUAGACUAUACACUGAUUCUGUCGCCUACAAGACUUUCUCUCCAAGGGAUAGAUAUCAGGUUAAGGAGUGAUGCAGAUUCGAUGAUAGAUAUAAGACUAAAGAAGAACAAGCUUCAAAUACCACUGUUAAGAUUGGAUGCGUUCAUUAGCUCAGUCUUGCUCAACUGCGUGGCCUUUGAACAAUUUUACACCAAGAGUAUGAAUGACAUAACUAGCUAUGUAGUUUUCAUGGGAUGCCUUCUAAACGGUGAGGAAGAUGCCACAUUAUUGAGCGAUGACAACCGAAUCAUAGAGAAUUACUUUGGCAGCGAGAUUGAGGUAUCACAAUUCUUCAAAACUAUAUGUAAAGAUGUUGUGUUUGACAUACGUAGAAGUUAUUUACGGAAUGUGUUUGCGGAAGUUAACGAAAAAACCUCAAAAUGGUACUCAGAGUAUCGAGUUUAUCUACACUCACCAUGGAAGGUUCUGUCAAUUUCUAUUAGUCUUAUUUCUUCCUUGCUACAGACCAUUUCUGCCAUUUUCUUCUACCUUAGCGACAUUAACAUCCGCCAAAACCAAUGA
Molecule: messenger RNA, 1443 nt
Organism: Camelina sativa (false flax)
Lineage: Eukaryota; Viridiplantae; Streptophyta; Magnoliopsida; Brassicales; Brassicaceae
Product: UPF0481 protein At3g47200
Source: RefSeq, a predicted model, not a curated record